ACAAUGAUUUGACUCUUACCGAUCCCAUCGAUCCAGCACAUAAAGUCAAUCUUUAUCCACUGAUUUGGAUAUUGAUUCAAACAUGGGUUCUGAGAAUGGGUUCACCGAAGAAGCCAUUGGUUUUUGCGUACUAUGUGACAGGACAUGGAUUUGGGCAUGCUACUCGCGUUGUUGAGAUUGUUCGUAACCUCAUUCUAGCUGGGCAUGAAGUUCAUGUGGUCACUGGCGCUCCCAACUAUGUUUACACUUCUGAGAUACAGUCACCGCAACUAUUUAUUCGAAAGGUGCUGCUGGACUGUGGAGCUGUUCAAGCAGAUGCUUUGACAGUUGACCGUCUUGCUUCACUUGAAAAGUACAUUGAAACAGCUGUAGUCCCUCGGGAAGAAAUAUUGGCCACAGAAGUUGAUUGGUUGAAAUCUAUCAAGGCUGACUUUGUGGUUUCAGAUGUUGUUCCUGUUGCUUGCCGAGCAGCGGCAAAUGCUGGAAUACCUGCGGUUUGUUGCACCAAUUUCAGUUGGGAUUUCAUCUAUGCUGAAUAUGUAAUGGCAGCAGGAAUACAAAACCGCUCAAUAAUCUGGCAGAUAGCAGAGGAUUACUCUCAUUGUGAGUUUCUAAUUCGUCUGCCAGGGUACUGCCCAAUGCCUGCUUUUAGAGAUGUCAUUGAUGUACCUCUUGUUGUAAGAAGGUUGCACAAAUCUCGUGCAGAGGUUAGGAAAGAGCUUGGAAUUGGGGAUGAUGUCAAACUUCUUGUUUAUAAUUUUGGCGGGCAGCUAGCUGGAUGGCAGCUAAAAAAGGAGUAUCUACCUGAUGGAUGGAUAUGUUUGGUUUGUGGUGCUUCUGAAGGGCAAGAGCUGCCUCCUAAUUUUGUAAAACUCCCUAAAGAUUUUUAUACACCUGAUGCUAUUGCUGCUUCAGACGUCAUGCUUGGUAAAAUUGGAUAUGGCACAUCUAGUGAAGCUUUGGCAUACAAAGUGCCAUUUGUAUUUGUGCGUAGAGAUUAUUUUAACGAAGAACCAUUUUUGAGGAAUCUAGUUGAGCACUACCAAGGGGGUGUAGAGAUGAUACGUAGGGAUUUGCUCGCUGGAAACUGGGCUCCCUACCUUCAACGGGCUAUAACUUUGAAACCGUGUUAUGAAGGAGGCAUUAAUGGUGGUGAGGUGGCUGCUCGCAUACUUCAGGAUACAGCCUAUGGAAAUAAUCGAGCUUCAGAUAAAUUUAGUGGAGCCAGGAGGUUGAGAGAUGCUAUUGUACUUGGAUAUCAGCUCCAAAGAAUUCCUGGGACAGAUAUUGCUGUUCCAGAUUGGUAUUCACUUGCCCAAACUGAACUUAGUUCUCGUUCACAAUCAGCAAAUCAUAAUGCUGUUGACUCCAACAUUAAAUCAAUAGAAACUGAAGACUUUGUGAUUCUUCAUGGGCAUCAUCGUGGCCUUCCAGACACAAUAGGUUUCUUAAAGACCUUGGCAGAACUACAAUCAAUGAAUCCUGUGAGUAGUAAAAGUCCACAAACACGUGAGCAUCUAGCUGCUGUUGCAAUGCUGAACUGGGAGGAAGACAUAAUUGUUUCCAGAGCUCCAGGGAGGUUGGAUGUGAUGGGAGGGAUUGCAGACUAUUCAGGAAGCCUGGUUCUGCAGAUGCCCACUAGAGAAGCAUGUCAUGUUGCCAUCCAGAGAAAUCAUCCAACCAAGCACAAGUUGUGGAAGCAUGCUCAGGCUAGGCAGCCAACAGAAGGGCCCAUCCCUGUUCUUCAAAUUGUUUCAUUCGGUUCGGAGCUAGGGAUCCGUGCACCAACUUUUGACAUGGACCUUUCCGACUUCAUGGAUGGUGACCAGCCUAUGUCAUAUGAGAAAGCAUACAAAUAUUUUUCCCGUGAUCCAUCUCAAAGGUGGGCUGCAUAUGUUGCUGGAACAAUACUGGUCUUAAUGACUGAGUUGGGUGUUCGUUUUUCAGACAGUAUUAGCAUGCUGAUAUCUUCUGGGGUACCUGAAGGUAAAGGUGUAUCAUCUUCUGCGUCUAUUGAAGUUGCCAGCAUGUCUGCUGUCGCUGCUGCCCAUGGAUUGGAAAUUUCUCCAAGGGAUCUUGCUUUGCUCUGCCAAAAGGUAGAAAACUAUGUUGUUGGAGCUCCAUGCGGAGUUAUGGAUCAGAUGGCUUCUGCAUGUGGUGAAGAAAACAAACUUCUUGCGAUGGUGUGUCAGCCUGCUGAGGUACUUGGACUUGUGGAAAUUCCACUCUAUAUCCGAUUCUGGGGAAUUGAUUCUGGAAUACGACAUAGUGUUGGUGGUGGAGAUUACAAAUCAGUCAGAAUAGGGACAUACAUGGGUAGGAAGAUGAUUAAGUCCAUGGCGUCUGAAUGGUUGCAUUCCUCAAUGUCAAACAACUUUGCUGAGCAGGGUGACGAUAUUAACUCUGAUGAAUUAGAUGACGGAAGCAGGAAACUAUUUGAAACCGAGGCUUCUCUUGGUUACCUAUGCAAUCUCUCACCUCAUAGAUAUGAAGUUGCUUAUGCAAGCAGACUACCAGAAUCUGUGUCUGGGAAGGAGUUUGUUCAGAAGUAUGCUGAUCAUGAUGACUCUGUCACAAAAAUUGACGAAAACCUCGGUUAUGCAGUACAAGCCCCCACCAGGCAUCCAGUUUAUGAGAAUUUUAGAGUAAAGGCUUUUAAAGCAUUAUUGUCUGCUGCACAUUCUGAUCAUCAACUCUACUCUCUUGGGCAGCUAAUGUAUCAGUGCCAUUACAGCUACAGCGCUUGUGGACUAGGGUCAGACGGGACAGAUAGGUUGGUUGGAUUGGUCCAAGAAAUGCAGCACCUUAAAUCACCAAAAUCUGGUGAUGCAAGUUUGUUUGGAGCAAAGAUUACUGGUGGUGGUUCUGGGGGGACUGUAUGUAUCAUCGGGAGAAACUGCACGAGAAGUAGUGAACAACUGUUUGAGAUUCAAAGGAGAUACAAAGCUGCGACAGGGUAUUUGCCAUAUGUUUUCGAAGGUUCUUCGCCAGGUGCUGGGAAGUUCGGUUACAUGAGAAUAAGACUCCGUUCUUCUUUGUCCAAAUGAUGCUAAAAAUGUAAAAUUCUCCAAAAUUUGGAAUUGUUAUAAUAUUAUUGUUGUUGUUUA
Ipomoea nil (Japanese morning glory) is the source of this 3107-nucleotide messenger RNA. RefSeq names its product L-arabinokinase-like. The transcript is spliced from 30 exons. Bases 96 to 3047 code for a protein of 983 amino acids. The record is from RefSeq and is a predicted model, not a curated record. Gene Ontology annotation, molecular function: ATP binding. NCBI's taxonomy places the organism in Eukaryota, Viridiplantae, Streptophyta, Magnoliopsida, Solanales, Convolvulaceae.